AUGUUGCCAUUUUUUUCUCUAAUUAUUCUUUUUACUAUUUAUUUAGCUAAUUGGGCUAACUCUGAAAUAAUUAACACGGGAUAUGGAUCAAUUCAGGGUUUAGAAGUUUGGAGAAAUCACAAAUUAUAUCAUAGUUUUAAGGUGAGCGAUUUUUACAGGAUUUUAGUGGAAUAUUUGAAGAAUUUCAGAAAAUCCCAUUUGCUGCACCACCUUUGGGAAAAUUGAGAUUUCAAAAACCUGAAAAUCCAGAAUUAUGGACUGAAAUUCGAGAUGGAACUGGUGAGAUUUAGAAAAAAAUUACUUGUGGCCGAGUUUUCGAAAGUUAGGAAAAUCACUUUGAAACAGAUUUUGAAAUAUCGAUAGCCGAGUUUUCCAACAAAAAAAUGUGAGACCUUGGCCACGCGGAAAUAUUUUUUAAAAAUGUAUUUUGGAGCCUAGAAAUCACAAAAAUUAUCAAUUUGCUUUUAGUGAUAACUGUGUCUGGUGAAAUAUGAGAAUUUUUCUAUUGAUGUAGAAAAAAAUCAUAUGGCCAAGAAAAAAAACAACUUUAAAAAUUAAUGAAAAUAUACCUAUCUGAAAAUAAACACUGCCACGUCAUAACUCAAUUUUUUUCACAGCUUAUGGUCCAGCAUGUAUGACAAAUUCGACAACAUCUAAAAGUAUACCAAAAUGGAUCGAUGAAGAUUGUUUGUAUUUGAAUAUUUUUGUGUCGGAUUAUUGUUUGGUAGGUCGAAAAAUGAUGGGGAAGAAUAUGGGUAUAGGCCAAUAAAAACAUCCGAGGAAUUCCUAGAUCACCAUAAACAGGAUCUUGAGGUGUUUUCUAUUCUUCAAAAAUCCUCCCAGGUUUUUCCAGAAAUCCAAAAACUGCUCGACUGCAGUUUACAUUCACGGCGGAGGUCUGAACUAUGAUUCAGCUGUGAUGUUCAAUGACACGUUUCUCCUUGAUUCUUUUUGCUCAAGAGAUGUUAUUCUGGUUAUUCCAGCAUUUCGACUUGGUAUAUUUUCCCAUUUAAUUUUCAAAGAUCAAAAAGUUGUUCCUUACAAUAUUGCAAUAUUUGAUAUUCUAAAAGCUAUUGAUUUUGUCAAUCAAGAAAUCCAACAUUUUGGUGGCAAUUCUCAAAAUAUCACUCUGAUGGGUCACAGUUUUGGUGGAACUAUCACUUCAAAUCUUUUAUUUUCCACGAAAAUUCCUAAAAAGUUUCAAAAAAUCGUGUCAAUGUCAACGACCUCCACAUUCAAAUCCAUAGAAGAAUCCAGAAAAUUGACAGAUAAAUUUUUGAGAAUUUCUGGGUGUGAAUUCAGAAGAGAUUCUGAUUCUUUACAAUGUUUGGAAAAAUUGGAUGCACGAGAGUUGCUCAGGUUAGUAAUAUCGAUAUUGAAUAAGUAAAGAUUCAAAAAAUUCAGAAUUCAAAGAAAAAUGGAGGAAGAAGAUCCGAAAAAUAUAUUUGAAUCUGUUUUUCAAGAAUUACCACUCUUUCAACCUGGAACUAUUGGAAAUUUUUAUAAAAAUCCAACAAUUAUGCCAUAUUUAACUGGAGUUGUGACACAUGAACUUGAAAAAAAUCAGGAAUCGACUGAACUUGCAAGAAUUAUUGAUUUUAAAAAUAAGAAAGAGGUUUAUACGAAGUAUAGAAUGGAUAAGAAAUUGGGGAAAUUGAGUGAGUAAUACAGGGUAGGGUUACUGUAGAUUGAUAGAAAUUGUUCUAAAAUUUUAAGAAUUCAACCACACCGACAAUACUCAACAGUUCUUCCUAGACACUGCAUUUCGAAUUAGAGAAAUGAGAAAAAUUGGAGCACCUGCUUAUCUUUAUGAAUACUCAAAUUCCAAACAUUCUCUUCACACGGAUGAUUUAUAUUAUAUCAUGGGUGUUCAUCCUUUUAAUAAGACUGUAGAUGAACAAAAAUUAUCAGAAGUUUAUCCGGAAUAUUUUAUGAAUUUUAUCAAAUUUGGAAAACCUGCGGAAAUUUGGGAAAUAUCGAAUGGAACUAGUUAUUUUGAUAUUGAUUGGAGCGAGGAAAAUGGAAAAAGACCGCAAAUGAGAAAUGGAUUUGAGCAGGAAGUUAGGCUAACAUUUUGACUUCCAAAAAUUCUGAAAUUCUUCAGAUAAUUGAUUAUUGGUUUGUCGAGAUGAGGGAAUUCGAUGAACUUGUUGAAAAAACAAAAUCAGCUCCGAAGUACAGAAAUUUUUCAAUAUUAUCAGAAAAUUCAAUUCCGAUUCCAUGGUUCUGGAUUCUAAUGAUCUUUCUAGUUGGAAUGAUCCUUGGAAGGUUUUGUUUAUGUUCACCGAAAAAAUCGAUCUAUAUUCAAAUUCCUGGGAACAAUUAUGAGAAAAUUGCUGAAAUUUGA
This is a messenger RNA of Caenorhabditis angaria, 2347 nucleotides long. The record is from the annotation of a GenBank genome assembly. NCBI's taxonomy places the organism in Eukaryota, Metazoa, Nematoda, Chromadorea, Rhabditida, Rhabditidae.